Molecule: messenger RNA, 657 nt
Organism: Diaporthe citri
Lineage: Eukaryota; Fungi; Ascomycota; Sordariomycetes; Diaporthales; Diaporthaceae
Exons: 3
Coding region: 1-657 (218 amino acids)
Source: RefSeq, a predicted model, not a curated record
AUGUUCUGUACCUCGCUACGGAGGCGCAAGGAAUGGGCACCUGUUGUUCAUCGUCUGCUUCAGAAUAAAAAUCCCAAAUUCAGAGAGAGCAAGCUCGAUACUCACGAUGUCAACCUGCCACUGCCCAGCCCUGGCGCACCUGGAACACGGUAUCUGCGCUUCCUUCUUCUGUCACCGGCCGAUCAGGAUCCAACUGCCAGACGACAGCGCAUCGAGCGACUCGAGAACCAGUCCGGUGGGAACGAAGCUGCCAUCAUAUGGCUAGUAGAAGAAGGUGGCGAUCAGUCCUCUUUCUUGCAGUUCCAGAUUGAGCUCGUCGAUAGAUUCGAUAUCCCGCUCCUUCCGCUCCGAAACAUCGAGAGUCUGCCAGACACUCUCCACAGAUUCCAUCGUUCAUUACUCCAAGGCAGCGCUUCUCAACAGAAUUCUGCCCCCUCUCAAAGCAUGGGAGCCAUGCAGACGCUCCUUCCCUACAGCGGCCUCUCGCCUCCAUUGCGCGAGCACACAACCAACGUCCUUACAGAUCUGACAAUGGGGUUUGCAAACCUAGCCAACAUGACAGCCACUGAGACUGGGCAAUUGGAUCUCGCAGAAUACCUCGACCAAGAGGAAGCACGGCGGGUCAUCUUGUUCUGGACACACGAGUAUCUGCUGUGA